GUGUCUCAGCACCUCACCAACACGGUGUUCGUGGACCGCGCUCUGAUCGUGGUCCCCUUUGCAGAAGGUGUUUUCGAUUUUAUGAACUAGGGUGGGUGUCGAAGAAAGAGUCUGUGAGCCAUGGGUCAGUCCACGCAAUCAAACAGAAAAACACUGACGCACUCCCAAAGCCAGUAACAUUGAAGAGAGUGUUCGCUCAGGACACGCACACAAAACCGUCAAAUAUAGCAAUGGUGGCGAAUUGCAGUAAUCCCGAUAAGCUAACGAAUUAUGAUUCAACUGAUUACAUAACUGAUAUAGUCAACUGAAAUAGUAAACCAUGUGAAAACGAAUUGUAUGCACCAUCAUGCAGACGACACUCACGGCUUAAUGUCAGACGCUUGUGAUGGCGCAUAACAUUGGGAAUAUUUAGCACGGAAAAUGAUACCCUAAACUUUCCAAAUGUUCUGAUUCGUCAUAGAUGCUUAGCUGACUUGACACGAUGUUAGUGCAAUUCUCUUAACCAGGUAUUUUUGUUGUUGUGUUUUACAGUUCUUUUUCCUGGCUCAGUCAGUCGUGUUUACCAGAACCUGCUGAAAUACCACCCAACAGUUUUGUCUCCUGCAACAAAAUUCUCUCUCUCUCUCUCUCUCUCCCUCUCUCCCUCUCCCUUCUCUUGUUUUAAAUGUUGUCAUUGUUGUGUGUCUGUUAUCAGGGUGUUUGUGUUCUCUGGGCACUGCAACUCUUGGGGGUUUUCAGGUUUGCUUGACUAUGGUGAUCCGCCUUACACCAAUUCAGAUUGUGAAAUUGCAAAAAAAAAAACAUGUACAAUUGUGUCUGGAACGUUUGUGCAAUCUGUCCACUCUUUUCAACUACACAAAGCUUAGUUAGGUGACGCAGCGACAGGUAAGGGGACUACAAGUCCUAGUAGACAGCAGACGCAUCACCCAAAACACACUUUCCUUUAGUGUUAACUGCUGUGUCUUUUGAUAUCGAAGUUUUGGGUGAGUAUGAACAGCCUGUCAAAGUGUUGUUGCCAAAUCCCCUGAAACUCUCUUUUUUUUGUGUAUCUCGAUUUUUUUUGUCUCUGUGUGCUUUUAGUAGCGAUGCCGCCCCCGUGAGUCGCUUGUUUCAGUAGACAUCAGUAUGAAAAGUGAGGGCACAACCAACUGGAGAGGCCACUGUGCCUGCUAACGUUUGGUUCAUGACUUAAAAAACAUGUUCAGGCUCUAUCCCGGACGAGGCUAAAGCUUUGUCGCUGUUGGCGCCGGCAAACGCAGUAGCUGGAAUCCUACCCGGAGGGGGUCUUCUUCCAACACCCAACCCGAUGCCCAACCAGCAUAUGGGAGGGAAUCCUUUCGGCGGUCCGAACAUGGAUGCAAUGGCUGCUUUUGGAUUUCCUGGUCCCAACAUGAAUCCCCAGGCUGCCGACCAGCUUCUAAAGUUCAUGACUGAUCCUAAACUCAAUCCCAUGGCAGUCAACAUGAAUAUGAAUGCCAACAUGAAAGCCGAAGCAGCCAACAAAGAGAUUGAGGAGGCUAUGAAGCGAGUGAGGGAAGCCCAGUCCCUCAUCUCCGCAGCCAUCGAGCCGGGAAAUAAGGAGAGCAAGAAGAAGCACUCGCGAUCCCGCUCCAAGUCGAGGCGGAGGAGAUCCAGAUCGCGUUCACGGCACAGGCGUUCCCGGAGCCGAUCGAGGCGACGCUCCAACUCCAGGAGCAGGCGGCGCUCCAAGAGCCCCCGGCGUUCCCGGAGGUCCCACUCCCGAGAGCGAGGUCGAAGGUCACGCAGUAGAUCCAGAGACCGAAAGAAGGAGGAGUCAGCGCGGAGGAGAUCGAAAACGCCGCCAAAGAGCUACAGCAUGAGCAGGAGAUCCCGCAGCGUGAGCACGCGGAGACGCAGGAAAAGCCGCAGCACCAGCCGGUCGCCAAAGAGGUCCCCUAAGAGAAGGGUCUCCCGGUCCCCGUCUCUGAGGAGACACAAGAAGGAGAAGAAGAAGGACAAGGAGCGAGACAGGGAGCGCCGGAGCGACAAAGACCGCCUCCGCGAGGAGCGCGAGCGAUCAGCCAGUAAGAAGAAGAAGAUGAAGGACAAGGACCGAGAGCGGGAACAGCGAGAGAGGAAGUCGGACGGAGAGAAAGGCGAUGUAAAGUUGCAGAUCACGAGGAACUACGACGAGGAGGAGCAAGGCUACGACAGCGACAAGGAGAGGAAGGGAUCGGAUGACUCCGGCAUGUCGCCUCACUCGGUGGACGGCCGCAGCAACGGGCGCAAGCAUGCCAAGGUCAACGGCGGCCUCCGCGCCGACGACAUGGACGUCAGCGACUGAGUGGGAGCUUAGUUGGAAGUGCCUUAAGGCUGAGUUAUAGUUCCACGUCGACGCAACGCAAGGGGGUUUACAGAUUCAUCACGUCCUUGCGGACCCUCCGUGCGUCCAGGGCCUGGCGUGCGCCCUCCCAAAAAUUGUAACCUUGCGUCGUGGCGACGCAGCAGCGAGGGCUGUGAUUGGUCCGCUCACUAAAACCCGACACAGAACCCAAAACAGGUUCACGUCUGCGUGGUCCUUCCGUUGCGUCGACGUGGAAUCAUAACUGAGCCUUUAGGGACUCGACACUGUGUUUUACCACCCCCCCCCCCCCAUUUACGUUUGUUGUUGACACAGGUUAUGUCAUUGUGUUUUUGUUCCCUCCCACUCGUGAAUUGAAGUCAAAACCUGAAUUCUGCUUCGAGAUGUGAUCGGCGUCCCUCACACGACAGACUACUCUUCCGCCACUGGAUAGAAACGAGAUUGUCAUUUCUAUAUACGGUUCAAACUGAUGACGUUUUCAGAAGUAGCCCCCUUAUUCUUUCUCCUCCUCUUCGGAUAUUAUCUAUAACUGCAGUCGCUAUUUACGUUCUUUUUCUUGAGCUUGUGAUUACGAGGUUUUCAGUUGUUGUGACAUCCAUGUUAAGUUGUGCAGAGCCUUUGUUUAGUGCUACUCCUUCUCCAGCAUCUAAUCACCAUGUUGCUGCUUUGCUUGUUGAAGUUUGAACAUGUU
Molecule: messenger RNA, 3014 nt
Organism: Gadus chalcogrammus (walleye pollock)
Lineage: Eukaryota; Metazoa; Chordata; Actinopteri; Gadiformes; Gadidae
Product: serine/arginine-rich splicing factor 11-like
Exons: 12
Coding region: 1307-2305 (332 amino acids)
Cellular component (GO): nucleoplasm
Molecular function (GO): RNA binding
Source: RefSeq, a predicted model, not a curated record